Messenger RNA from Pristis pectinata (smalltooth sawfish), 5637 nucleotides. RefSeq names its product transcription activator BRG1-like. Gene Ontology annotation, molecular function: DNA binding; ATP binding; ATP-dependent chromatin remodeler activity. Gene Ontology annotation, cellular component: nucleus. NCBI's taxonomy places the organism in Eukaryota, Metazoa, Chordata, Chondrichthyes, Rhinopristiformes, Pristidae. Gene Ontology annotation, biological process: positive regulation of transcription by RNA polymerase II. The record is from RefSeq and is a predicted model, not a curated record.
GCAGGCGGCGAUUUGUCAAAGAGCGCUGCUGAAAGAUGUCAACUCCUGAUCCUCCAAUGGGAGGCACACCUCGGCCAGGCCCCUCCCCAGGACCUGGACCCUCGCCUGGAUCAAUGCUGGGCCCCAGUCCUGGCCCUUCACCCGGCUCGGCACACAGCAUGAUGGGACCUAGUCCAGGCCCCCCAUCUGCAGGUCAUUCCAUGAAUCCUCAGGGACCUGGAGGUUACCCAGCAGAGAGCAUCCAUCAACUUCAUAAGGCUAUGGAAUCAAUGCACGAGAAGGUGAUGCCUGAUGACCCACGCUACAGUCAGAUGAAAAGCAUCGGCAUGAGGUCAAGUGGACACAGUGGCAUGGGACCACCACCCAGCCCAAUGGACCAGCAUUCUCAAGGUUACCCUUCUCCACUGGGAGGUCCUGAGCACGCCCCAAGCCCUGUGCCUGCUAAUGGCCCACCUUCAGGACCACCCAUGCCUCCUGGACCAGGUGGCCUUCCUAUGGAUGGUGGAGAGCCCCAGAAUGUCGGACAGCAAAGCCGAGGACCCUCGCCUUUCAACCAGGGACAGCUGCAUCAGCUGCGAGCGCAGAUCAUGGCGUACAAGAUGUUGGCAAGAGGCCAGCCCAUCCCGGACCAUCUACAGCUGGCUGUCCAGGGGAAGAGACCCCUGCCAGGCAUGCAGCAGCAGAUGUCAUCACUACCUCCACCCUCUACCCCUGCCACUGGAGCAGCUUCUGUCCCAACACCAGGGAACUACAACAGGCCACUCGGCAUGGGAGCAUCCAACAUGAUGCCUCCUGGAUCUGCUGGAGUCAAUCAGGGAAUGCAAUGCCAGCCUCCUGGUGGCCCGUCCAAACCCUGGCCAGAAGCUCCCAUGGUCAAUGCCACUGCUCCAGCCACAGCCCCUCAGAAGCUUGCUCCCCCCCAGCCCACUGGCCGACCUUCCCCCGCACCACCGGCCGUGCCCCCCACUGCCUCCCCGGUGAUGCCCCCUCAGACGCAGUCGCCGGGGCAACCAGCUCAGCCGCCUCCUAUGGUGCAGCACCAUCAGAAGCAGAACCGGAUCACCCCCAUUCAGAAACCACGAGGGCUGGACCCAAUCGAACUGCUGCAGGAACGCGAGUACCGGUUACAAGCACGAAUUUCCCAUCGGAUCCAGGAACUGGAAAACCUUCCCGGCUCACUGGCGGGAGACCUCCGCACCAAAGCAACCAUUGAACUCAAGGCCCUGCGGCUCCUUAACUUUCAGAGGCAGCUCCGUCAGGAAGUGGUGGUGUGCAUGAGGAGGGACACGGCCCUGGAGACGGCACUGAACGCCAAAGCCUACAAGCGCAGCAAGCGGCAGUCGCUCCGCGAGGCUCGGAUCACCGAGAAACUGGAGAAGCAGCAGAAGAUUGAGCAAGAACGGAAGCGCAGGCAGAAACACCAGGAGUACCUCAACAGCAUCCUGCAGCAUGCAAAGGACUUUAAGGAGUACCACCGGUCAGUCACGGGGAAGAUGCAGAAACUGACCAAAGCCGUGGCCACCUAUCACGCCAACACCGAGCGCGAGCAGAAGAAGGAGAAUGAGCGGAUCGAGAAGGAGAGGAUGAGGAGGCUAAUGGCAGAAGAUGAGGAAGGCUAUCGGAAACUGAUCGACCAGAAGAAGGACCGGCGCUUGGCUUACCUGCUGCAACAGACGGACGAGUACGUGGCCAACCUGACAGAGCUGGUCCGACAGCACAAAGCAGCACAGGCAGCGAAAGAGAAAAAGAAGAAAAAGAAGAAGAAGAAGCAGGAAAACGUGGAUGGCUUAGGUUCUGCUGUUGGUCCUGAUGGUGAGCUCUUGGAUGAGACGAGCCAGAUGAGUGACUUGCCGGUGAAGGUGAUCCACGUGGAGAGUGGCCGAAUCCUGUCUGGAGCUGAGGCGCCGAAGGCAGGACAGCUGGACGCCUGGUUGGAGAUGAACCCUGGGUAUGAGGUGGCCCCACGCUCCGACAGUGAAGACACUGGCUCCGAGGAAGAGGAAGAGGAUACGACAGACUGGAGGCCGCUAAUCAUGUCGGAGGACAGGUCUCGUUCGGGACUGCUGGAGGAGGAAGAGGAGGAGCAGGCAGCCACAUCAGCACUACCUUCUGCACCGGAGGAGAAGAAGAAAAUUCAGGAUCCAGACAGUGAAGAGGUGUCUGAGCUGGACGCCAGGCAGAUCAUAGAGAAUGCCAAGCAGGACGUGGAUGAUGAGUACAGUGCACCACUGUCUAGUAUACGUGGUCUACAGUCCUAUUACGCAGUGGCUCACGCAGUGACCGAGAGGGUGGAUAUUCAGUCCACGCUGCUUGUGAACGGUUUACUGAAACAAUAUCAGGUCAAAGGUCUGGAGUGGCUCGUCUCACUAUACAACAACAACCUGAAUGGGAUCCUCGCUGAUGAAAUGGGUCUGGGAAAGACCAUCCAGACCAUCGCCCUCAUCACAUACCUCAUGGAGCACAAGCGCAUCAACGGACCAUUCCUCAUCAUAGUACCUCUCUCAACGCUCUCAAACUGGGCCUAUGAGUUCGAUAAGUGGGCACCAUCUGUGUCACGGAUCUCUUACAAGGGUUCACCCGCUGCUCGAAGGGCCUUUGUUCCCCUGCUCAGAAGUGGGAAGUUCAACGUCUUACUCACCACCUAUGAGUACAUAAUCAAGGACAAGCACGUUCUGGCCAAGAUCCGUUGGAAGUACAUGAUCGUGGACGAGGGUCACCGGAUGAAGAACCAUCACUGUAAGCUGACACAGGUGCUGAACACACAUUAUGUGGCUCCACGUCGCCUCCUACUGACUGGCACCCCGCUGCAGAACAAGCUCCCCGAGCUGUGGGCGCUCCUCAACUUCCUGCUGCCCACCAUUUUCAAAAGCUGCAACACGUUUGAACAGUGGUUCAAUGCCCCCUUCGCCAUGACGGGGGAGAAGGUGGAUUUAAAUGAGGAGGAAACCAUUCUGAUCAUCCGACGCUUACACAAGGUUCUGCGCCCCUUUCUGCUGAGGCGAUUGAAAAAGGAAGUGGAAGCACAGCUUCCUGAGAAGGUGGAGUACGUCAUUAAAUGCGACAUGUCAGCUCUGCAGAGGGUGCUGUACCGUCACAUGCAGGCCAAGGGAGUGCUGCUGACCGAUGGCUCGGAGAAGGACAAGAAGGGCAAAGGUGGCACGAAAACUCUCAUGAACACCAUCAUGCAGCUGAGGAAGAUUUGCAACCACCCCUACAUGUUCCAGCACAUCGAGGAAUCUUUCUCGGAACACUUGGGAUUUACAGGAGGCAUGUACAAGGGUAAAGCUGAUCUAUACCGAGCCUCAGGGAAGUUCGAACUGCUGGACAGGAUUCUCCCCAAGCUCCGGGCAACCAACCACAGGGUGCUGCUCUUCUGUCAGAUGACCUCGCUGAUGACCAUCAUGGAAGACUACUUUGCAUACCGCAGCUUCAAGUACCUGCGGUUGGAUGGGACCACCAAAUCCGAGGACCGUGGAAUGCUCCUGAAGACAUUCAACGAACCCAACUCCCAUUACUUCAUCUUCCUGCUCAGCACCCGGGCCGGAGGCCUGGGUUUGAAUCUCCAGGCCGCGGACACUGUUGUCAUCUUCGACAGCGACUGGAACCCACACCAGGAUCUACAAGCCCAGGAUCGCGCUCACCGAAUCGGGCAGCAGAAUGAAGUGCGCGUGCUGCGGCUCUGCACCGUGAACAGCGUGGAGGAGAAGAUCCUUGCAGCAGCCAAGUACAAGCUCAAUGUCGACCAGAAGGUCAUCCAGGCUGGGAUGUUUGAUCAGAAGUCGUCAAGCCACGAGAGGCGAGCCUUUCUCCAGGCCAUACUGGAACAUGAGGAGCAGGAUGAAGAGGAAGAUGAGGUUCCUGACGACGAGACAGUGAACCAGAUGAUAGCCAGGCACGAAGAGGAGUUCGAUCUCUUUAUGCGGAUGGACCUGGACCGCCGCCGGGAAGAAGCCAGGAACCCGAAGCGAAAGCCACGGCUGAUGGAGGAGGAUGAGCUCCCGAACUGGAUCCUGAAGGACGAUGCUGAGGUGGAGAGGCUGACGUGUGAAGAGGAGGAGGAGAAGAUGUUCGGUCGAGGAUCGCGGCAGCGCAAGGAGGUGGACUACAGCGACUCUUUAACCGAGAAACAGUGGCUCAAGGCCAUAGAAGAGGGCAACCUGGAGGAGAUCGAAGAGGAGGUGCGCCAGAAAACUCGCAAACGGAAGCGGGACGUGGACCCUCCGGUAGUCAUGGCGACCACCAGCACACGCAGCAGCCGGAACAAGGACGACGACGAGAAGAAGAAGAAGAAGCGAGGACGGCCGCCGGCUGAGAAGCUGUCACCAAACCCGCCAAACCUCACCAAAAAAAUGAAGAAGACUGUGGAGGCUGUUAUCAAGUACAAGGACGGUAGUACUGGCCGACAGCUCAGUGAAGUUUUUAUUCAACUUCCAUCUCGCAAGGAGCUUCCUGAGUAUUACGAACUCAUCCGCAAACCUGUUGACUUCCGAAAAAUCAAGGAGCGGAUCCGUAACCACAAGUAUCGCAGCCUCAAUGACCUGGAAAGAGACGUGAUGCUGCUGUGUCAGAAUGCACAGACCUACAACCUGGAGGGUUCACUGAUCUAUGAAGAUUCCAUUGUGCUUCAAUCCGUUUUUACCAGCGUACGGCAGAAAAUUGAAAAGGAAGAGGAGAGCGAGGACGAUAGCGAGGAAGGAGAGGAGGAAGAGGAAGAGGGGUCUGAGUCAGAAUCUCGAUCAGUGAAAGUGAAGAUUAAGCUGGGCCGGAAGGAGAAGAGCCAGGAUCGCGUGAAAGGGCGGAAACGCUCUAGCCGUGCCUCCAAGUCCAAACCUAUUGUAAGCGAUGAUGACACGGAGGAGGAAGUGGAUGAGGAACGGUCAGGAACUGGUACAGAUGAAGAUUAAUCUCAGGAUAACAUUCCGUGUUGGGAUCUACACUGGGGCUCGUCCAUCCUUCUGAAAGUGACUGUGCGAUGUUCUCGUACCUGUGUCCAGCUAGCAGUGUAGUGUACGUUCUUAGUAUACGAUGUAAUCUUGCAUAUUUAUAGCAGCAGAGGAGAAGGCAUGUAGGAUUAUCAACUUAGUGUCUCGCUGUGUUGAAGCUGGUCGUGCUCACAAUGGCAUUAAUGGCACAGUCUUUUCCAAGGUGGCAUUCAUUGUGCAAAAAAUAUUAACUCUUAAGACACAGCUGAAUCCAGCCAUCAAAAUCCUUCCUCCUCCUUCCUUUUUGUUUCCCACUGAGUAUCCCCGCACUGUGUAAUAUAUAGUCCAUCUGGUUAAUUGUUAUAUUAAUUAAAUUAACCACAUGGGGUUGAAUCGGGGACCUUGACACUAACUCACAAAUUAACUCAUUGCUGGUUGGUGCACAAGGAGUGACAACAUGGAGAAGUCUGGCCAGGAAAAGAACAAAAACUCAUGAAUUUGGGAAUACUUGAUUUUUCUAGACAUUUAUUUUGUUUCCUUUCUCCGUGCGAACGCAGUCGGUCACAUGCAGUCCUUGCCUCAUUGUACUGUGACUUGUGUAAGCAUGUGUGUAGGAAUUCAUUCCCAUUACUGUACUGUAUUUUAAACAGGUCAAAACCACCCAUCUCUGCAGACCCUAAGGGAAUUCUGUACUGUCAUUAUCACUGGACUACAA